Messenger RNA from Darwinula stevensoni, 294 nucleotides. NCBI's taxonomy places the organism in Eukaryota, Metazoa, Arthropoda, Ostracoda, Podocopida, Darwinulidae. The record is from the annotation of a GenBank genome assembly.
AUGUGGGAUUGCCUGAUCACGACUGCUGUGAAUUCCCUGACCAGCCUGUUCUCGGGCUUGGUUAUCUUCACCUACCUGGGAUACAUGUCCGCUCGACAAGGGAUCCAUAUCAGCCGAGUAGCAACAGAAGGUCCAGGUUUGGUGUUCCAAGUGUACCCAGAGGCCAUCGCGACACUGCCAGGUUCUCAAUUGUGGUCCGUCCUCUUUUUCAUCAUGCUCAUUAUGUUGGGCCUGGAUUCCGCGGUGAGGAAACAUGAUAACUUCAUUCGCUAUCACGAAUUUUAUCUUUAUUAA